Molecule: messenger RNA, 966 nt
Organism: Triticum turgidum subsp. durum (durum wheat)
Lineage: Eukaryota; Viridiplantae; Streptophyta; Magnoliopsida; Poales; Poaceae
Source: the annotation of a GenBank genome assembly
AUGUCCACCUCCAUGUCCGUCUCCGUCUCCGCCGCCGCAUCUUCCUCCCUGCCUCCCCUCCUCGCCCGCCGCCGCUCGCCGCCGGCGUCCCUCGUCCCGGUCCGGAGCCUCCGGUCCUGCCCCCGUCCCCGCCUCCUCUCCUCCGCGCGCACGACCCCCGUCCUCCUCCCCGCCGCCGCGAUGGCCGCCCCGGCCCCCGCCGCCUCCUCGAAGAGGGACCUGCUCAUCUUCGACGCCGAGGAGAACCUCGCGGUGGCCCUGGCCAAGUACACAGCGGAUAUUUCCGCGAAGUUCGCCGCCGAGAGGGGCGCCGUCACCGUCGUGCUCUCCGGCGGAUCCCUCAUCUACGCCCUCAGGAAGCUGACGGAGGCGCCGUACCUGGAGACGGUUGACUGGAGCAAGUGGCAUGUGUUCUGGGUAGACGAGAGGGUCGUGCCCAAGGACCACGAGGAUAGCAACUACAAGCUCGCCCUGGAUGGGUUCCUCUCCAAGGUACCAAUUCCUGCUGGUCAAGUGUAUGCUAUCAAUGAUGCCUUGUCUGCUGAGGGAGCAGCAGAGGACUAUGAAACUAUCUUGAAGCAACUUGUUAAGAAUGGCGUCCUUGCAAUGUCAAAGACAACUGGGUUUCCCAGGUUUGAUCUCCAGCUUCUUGGCAUGGGCCCUGACGGUCACAUCGCCUCUCUCUUCCCAGGCCAUCCUCUUGUUAAAGAGAACAAGAAGUGGGUCACCCACAUCUUGGACUCUCCAAAGCCGCCACCACAGAGAAUCACAUUCACGUUUCCGGUGAUCAACUCGUCCGCAUAUGUCGCCAUGGUGGUAACUGGGGCUGGGAAAGCCGGUGCAGUGCAGAAGGCGAUUUCGGACAAGAAGACAUCUGAUUUGCUCCCUGUUGAGAUGGCUAUACUUGAUGAUGGAGAAUUCACCUGGUUCACCGACAAGGAGGCGGUGUCGAUGCUGCAGAACUAG